Messenger RNA from Talaromyces marneffei, 1131 nucleotides. RefSeq lists its product as uncharacterized. The record is from RefSeq and is a predicted model, not a curated record. The coding region runs from base 1 to 1131 and encodes 376 amino acids. The transcript is spliced from 3 exons. Lineage: Eukaryota; Fungi; Ascomycota; Eurotiomycetes; Eurotiales; Trichocomaceae. Gene Ontology annotation, molecular function: pyruvate dehydrogenase (acetyl-transferring) activity. Gene Ontology annotation, biological process: pyruvate decarboxylation to acetyl-CoA.
AUGGCUGCUCCCCGAUUUCUCCGACCUGCUGGUCGUCUUCUUCAGUCGCGCAUUGCAGCAGCCCCGAUUUCUCGCCCAGCUUUCCGAUUGCCAGCUGCCCAGUCUAUCUCCUCCCGCCGUACAUAUGCCAGCGAGGCUUCCAAAGAAGUUACCGUCAGAGAUGCCUUGAACGAGGCUCUUGCUGAGGAAUUAGAGAGCAACGAGAAGGUAUUCGUUAUGGGAGAGGAGGUUGCGCAAUACAAUGGAGCAUACAAGGUCACUCGAGGUCUUCUUGACCGUUUUGGACCCAAGCGUGUCAUUGACACUCCCAUUACUGAGGCUGGUUUCACCGGUUUGGCCGUUGGUGCUGCUUUGGCUGGUCUCCACCCUGUCUGUGAAUUCAUGACCUUCAACUUCGCCAUGCAAGCUAUCGAUCAGAUCAUCAACUCUGCCGCUAAGACCCAUUACAUGUCCGGAGGUAUCCAGCCCUGCAACAUCACCUUCCGUGGUCCCAACGGUUUCGCUGCCGGUGUCGCUGCCCAGCACUCACAAGACUACUCCGCCUGGUACGGAGCUAUCCCCGGUUUGAAGGUUGUCGCUCCCUGGAGCGCUGAGGACGCCAAGGGUUUGUUGAAGGCCUCUAUCCGUGACCCCAACCCCGUCGUCUUCCUCGAGAAUGAGCUUCUCUACGGCCAGUCUUUCCCCAUGAGCGAGGAGGCCCGCAAGAGCGACUUCGUCCUCCCCAUCGGAAAGGCCAAGAUCGAGCGUUCCGGUAAAGAUUUGACCAUUGUUACAUUGUCCCGAUGCGUCGGUCUCUCCCUCCAGGCCGCUGCUGAUCUCAAGGAGAAAUACGGUGUUGAAGCCGAAGUUAUCAAUCUCCGAUCCGUCAAGCCCCUUGACGUCGAGACCAUCAUCAAGUCCCUCAAGAAGACCGGUCGUUUCAUGGCUGUUGAGUCUGGUUUCCCUAUGUACGGUGUCAGCUCUGAGCUUCUCGCCGUCGCCAUGGAGUACGGAUUCGACUACUUGACUGCCCCUGCCGUGCGUGUCACCGGUGCCGAUGUGCCCACUCCAUAUGCUCAGAAGCUCGAGGAGAUGAGCUUCCCUCAGCCUGAUACCAUUGUCGGCCAGGCUGUCAAGCUUCUCCGACUGUAA